CACCAAGAUGGCUAAGCCAAUGAAAACUCUCGAAUUACAUUAUCCAACGGUUUAGUUUUUAAUAAAGGGAAGAUAUAAUGAGUAGAGUGUGGGAAAAUCUACAGUACAGGUAUGCACGUAAGGUUACAGUGUAGGUUUUUUAUUAAGCAUUAUUAUUUCAAACAGUGUAAAUUACAAGCUGCUGUUCAAAAAAGUGAGCCUAUACUCGCGGGCAGUAGAAAUGGGUUAAGCUUGGGUUAAAAACAGUCCUAUUUCUAACGAAUCCACAAGCCCAUUAUUAGGGGCACAAAACGACUUUUAAAAGCAGUGUCAGAUUUCAACAAGUAAGCAUUUUUAACGCAGUUUUUUUGGAGUUGCUGGCAAAUUUAAAUCUGUUCCUUUUUCUCAGCAGAAACUUCACAAUUGGCACUUCUCAGCAAAUUACUUCGAAGGCAUUGCUAGCAAGAUUUGAAUGCACAUAUAACAGGAAUAAUGGGCUCCUGCAUCCACUUAACAUCCUUGAGGGUGUAGUCCCAGAGUUAAAUAUACACCGUCCUUUGCCGGAGGGGGAGGAGUGAGAGGAAGAGGGACAACCUAUAGGAGAUACUAAGUUUCCGUUAAAAGAUGAGAAACAUGAGCACUGUUCUUGUUGGAUACAUCAUAUUGGUGACAGCUUCCGUCAUGAUUCUUGUCGAGGGCCAAUUCCCCAAGGCAUGUGUUAAUAUGGAAAGCCUUAAGAGGAGAGAAUGUUGUCCAGUUCCCCCCGGUUUUAAAGAGCCGUGUGGUGAGGACGGAAGCAGAGGAGACUGUGGAGAAAUAAUUGUUCGGAAAUGGAGUGCUACGUACGACCACUUUAACACAAAACACGUACUGGACGAUCGCCAUAAUUGGCCAAGAGGGGUUUUUGAAAGAAGUUGUAAAUGCAGGGCUAACUACGCUGGUUAUGACUGCUCCAAAUGCAAGUACGGUUAUCAUGGCAAAGAAUGCAACCAGCGCAAAGUUCUGGUACGUAAAAAUUUCGCCAACUUGUCGCCUGAAGAGCAGGACAAGUACAUGAUGUACAUAAACAUGUCCAGAUUUGAAGAGAGCGAUUAUUUGCUGACAACAGCCUUCUACCAGGACAUAAAGGAGACCAUGAACAAUGGAAGUGAUCCAAUCCUUUUGUUCACAAACGUGUCCGUACAUGAGUUUUUCGUUUGGCUGCACUACUACACGACAAACAGAAACACGGUCUUGCCUGAUAGAACGCAGAUGCCUUUCAUGGAUUUCGCUCAUCGAGGCCAAGGCUUCCUCACCUGGCAUCGAUUGUACUUGCUCGCCUGGGAAAGAGCUUUGCAGGAUCUGUCUGGUGACGAAGAUUAUGCAAUACCAUUUUGGGAUUGGACGGCUAGUGAAAAAUGUGAAAUUUGCUCUGACAAGUUACUGGGUAAUGUAUCUUCAAGCGGCGAUGUUGCAGGCAAAUAUUUUGGGAACUGGUUAACAAUAUGUUACCCCUCGGGAUCGAUUUUCACGGACAGUACGAAACUCUGCGAUCCUCGUGUCAAAACAGGCAACUUGAAACGCUCUCCUGUUCAAAGACGACACGCCAACGGGUUCAACGUGGCAUUUCCUACCAGGAGAGAAGUUUCGUUCGCUCUGCGCUUUGAAACGUACGACCUCCCACCUUUUAGCACAGAGUCAAGCUGCAGUUUCAGAAACCUUCUUGAAGGCUACGCCAACACCACCAGCGGAUAUCGUUUAGCGCCCGGGUUUUCUGCUGUACACAACAUAGUUCACCUUGCGUUAGGAGGCGCAAUGGCUUCAGUCCCGGCAGCGUCCAAUGACCCAAUCUUUCUCCUUCACCAUUGCUUCGUUGAUCAAAUCUUUGAAAAGUGGCUUCGAAAGUUCGAGAAGGACGCGUCUGCUCUCUCCGCUACGGAAGCUCCCAUUGGUCACAACAGAGGUGACGUCAUUGUGCCCAUGUUUCCAGUGUACACUCAUGAAGAACUAUUCUCAGAAUCUUUCUCAUUUGGCUAUGACUUUGAGGGAGUCGACAAGGACGGUAUGUGAAUCGUUGCUUUCUGACAAUUAGACUGCUCUCUCUCAGUCUUUGCGGGCAAUUCAUGCCCUGUCCAAUCAAAAUAUCAAAGUCCCGGCAUAGAAAACAAAGAGCAACCUUAUCAUUUAACAUAACGCAAUGGCGAUAAUCGCGAGGUGGCUCGAGGAUGGUAAUAAAUGCUUUCCUA
Messenger RNA from Orbicella faveolata, 2204 nucleotides. Its product is annotated as tyrosinase-like. NCBI's taxonomy places the organism in Eukaryota, Metazoa, Cnidaria, Anthozoa, Scleractinia, Merulinidae. Gene Ontology annotation, biological process: pigmentation; melanin biosynthetic process. Gene Ontology annotation, molecular function: tyrosinase activity. The record is from RefSeq and is a predicted model, not a curated record.